Messenger RNA from Rhopalosiphum maidis (corn leaf aphid), 2121 nucleotides. Its product is annotated as myrosinase 1-like. The record is from RefSeq and is a predicted model, not a curated record. NCBI's taxonomy places the organism in Eukaryota, Metazoa, Arthropoda, Insecta, Hemiptera, Aphididae. The coding region runs from base 120 to 2075 and encodes 651 amino acids. Gene Ontology annotation, molecular function: beta-glucosidase activity. Gene Ontology annotation, biological process: carbohydrate metabolic process. The transcript is spliced from 12 exons.
UUAGAUAAUAUAUUAUAUAUAUAUACCUACCUAUCUAUAUAAAUAGCCGUGUGCUGACCGCGUGUGGCCUACAUUUUGUUAGAAUCACUUGGACUUUUAUAUGUGAAAAAUCAUUAAAAAUGAGAGCUUUAGAAUUUGUUUUUAUUUAUUCCUUGGUCGUCUCUGCAUAUUGUAACGAGUUGGUGUUUCCCGAAGGAUUUUUAUUCGGGGCUGGUAGUAGCGCGUAUCAAGUAGAAGGAGCAUGGAACGUCUCUGGUAAGACCGAGAGUAUCUGGGACGAUUUGACGCAUCACAGGAAGCAUUUGAUGUUCAUACACACGUUCUUGCCGAAGAUAGACAACAGCAAUCAUUUGCCCGAGCCGUCGGUGGACGCCCAGCUGUUUGCCUCCACGAGCACCCGUAUCCUCGGCCACCAACCCACAAAGUCAACCACGUCUUACAUGAAGGCCGUAAACAAGUACAUGGAACAGUGGCUGGAUGGCGGUCACAAUUCGUGGGUCGGUGCGUCGCCGCUGUCUAGCAACAUCAGCUUACUAUACAACAAUAACAAUUCGACGAAAUUUCCCCAAGACACGGAACCGUGGAUGGCCGAUCUGCCACGCCGACCGCCUAAGAUAGUCGACUACUACAAGGGUGUACCCAUUUACGAACCGCUGCCCGACAAAGUGCUUCGUACUGUGCUUCAGCUUCCCUCCGUCAACGAAAUUUCCACUUACGAUUUGUACACCAUGCACACAGAGUCCCGCGCAGACCUCGACACGGCUACCGGAGACGUGGCGUGCAACUCGUACUACAAGGUCGACGAAGACGUCAAAUUGCUCAAGGAUCUCGGGGCAAAAGUGUAUAGAUUUUCAUUAAGUUGGCCAAGAUUAUAUCCAAAGGGAAAUGCCCGAGAAUUUAAUCAAGAUGCUGUGAAUUAUUACAAUAGAUUAAUCAACACACUUAAAGAAAAUGGUAUCGAACCUUAUGUUACAAUACAUCAUUUUGAUUUACCAAGGCAUCUGCAAAUGAUUGGUGGUUGGUCAAAUAAGGCUAUGAUAAUUUAUUUUUCAAUAUUCGCCGAUUUUGCUUUUAAAACUUUUGGUGACAGGGUAAAACUGUGGACAACAAUUAAUGAACCUAGUGUGGCAAUUGAAGGAUACAAGUCUGUGAAUGCUGCUCCAGCAUUAGGACAUCAUAUGAGUGGUGUAGCCGACUAUUUAGCUAUACAUAAUAUGAUUCUUGCCCAUGCUAGUGCAUAUGACAUUUAUAAAAAAAAAUACAAAUCUACCCAAAAUGGGAAAAUUAGCGUUAAUAUAGCUGGUGAUUGGUAUUACCCGUUAAAUAAAGACAAACAAGAAGAUAAAGAUGCUGCUGAAAUAGGAUUAAAGUUUCAGGUUGGGAUGAUACUUCAUCCAUUGACCUAUGGUGAUUAUCCAGAAGAAGUACGAUACAGAGUACAAAACAAUAGCGAACGAUUAAAUAUCUCUAAUGUGCGUUUCCAAAAUUUUUCUGACGAUGAAAAAAAACUUAUUAAAGGUUCUUAUGAUUUUGUGUCAUUAAAUCAUUAUAUGUCCUUCGAAGUGACUGAUUUGCCUCCAGACGAAAGAGAAGGAAAAAGUGUAAGUGAACUUGAUACAAAUAUAAAAAAGAUGCUGCUUAAAAGUGACGAAGAACUUGAAAAUAGACCAUGGUGUAAGAAUAUACCGGAAGGAAUGUCUUUAAUUCUUAAUUGGAUUGAUAAAACUUAUAAUCACCCAGAAAUUUUUAUUUCUGAAAAUGGAUAUCCAGAACCAGAAGGAUUAAAUUUUUCUUUAAAGAAACUGAAAUACCAUCACGAUCACUUAAACCACACACUAAUUGCAAUGAACAAUUACAAUGUAAAGGUUAUCGGAUAUUGUGUUUGGUCUUUAAUGGAUUCGAUGGAAUGGUUGAAUGGUUACAGGUUGAAAUAUGGAAUUUACAAAGUCGACUUUAACGACGAUAACAGACCACGUACAAACAAGUCAUCAACCAAGUGGUUCAGCGAAGUAUUCACAAAUCGGAAACUGGUUGAACCGUUCUUAACAAACGAAAAUUGUUGUAAAAAUAAUUAAUAGUGAAAUAAUAUAUAACUCAAAUUACAUAGCUAUAAUAUAUUAA